GACCUAGAUUUCUCAUCACAUCCACGGGAGCCUUGUAUAUUUUAGAUGUACAGAAUGAGGAUGGACUGUACAACUACCGAUGUAUCACAAGGCACAGAUACACUGGAGAAACGCGACAAAGCAACAGCGCAAGACUUUUUGUAUCAGAUCCAGCGAAUUCAGCUCCAUCUAUUCUAGAUGGGUUUGACCAUCGUAAAGCCAUGGCAGGACAGCGAGUGGAGCUGCCUUGCAAAGCAUCAGGGCACCCGGCACCAAAGUAUCGUUGGCUGAAGGACAAUGUUCCCUGGGAGCCUGACAGCAGGUUUCGGCAGACGGUUACAGGUCUGCUGAUAGAGAACACGCGUCCCUCGGACACUGGCAACUACGUCUGUGAGGUGUGGAACAACUACGGCACUGCUGAGAUGAUAGGGCGACUAUAUGUAAAACAACCACUAAAAGCCACAAUCAGUCCACGGAAGGUAAAAAGCAGUGUUGGUAGUCAAGUGUCCUUGUCCUGCAGUGUGACGGGAACUGAGGACCAGGAGCUCUCCUGGUACCGUAAUGGUGAAAUCAUCAACCCUGGUAACAACGUUCGCAUCACUGGAAUCAACCGGGAGACCCUCAUUAUGGAUGGCAUGGCCAAGAGCGAUGGUGGUGCUUACCAGUGCUUUGUGCGCAAAGACAAGAUGUCUGCUCAAGACUAUGUUCAGGUGGUACUAGAAGAUGGAACUCCCAAAAUUAUCUCUGCUUUCAGUGAGAAAGUAGUGAGCCCAGGAGAGCCAGUCUCCCUUAUGUGCAAUGUGAAGGGAACUCCUCUGCCUACGAUCACUUGGACACUGGAUGAAGAUCCCAUAGUAAAGGAUGGCAGUCAUCGUAUCAGUCAGAUUAUCACCUCUGAAGGGAACGUGGUCAGUUACCUGAAUAUCUCUAACACUCAGGUCCGAGACGGUGGAGUUUAUCGCUGUACUGCCAACAACUCUGCCGGAGUCGUCCUGUACCAGGCUCGAAUAAACGUAAGAGGGCCAGCAAGCAUUCGACCAAUGAAAAAUAUUACAGCAAUAGCCGGCCGAGACACCUACAUCCAUUGCCGUGUAAUUGGCUACCCGUAUUACUCCAUCAAGUGGUACAAGAACUCAAACUUGUUACCUUUUAACCAUCGCCAAGUGGCAUUUGAGAAUAAUGGGACGCUGAAGCUUUCAGACGUGCAGAAGGAAGUGGACGAGGGCGAGUACACGUGCAACGUCCUAGUUCAACCCCAACUGUCUACCAGCCAGAGUGUUCACGUGACAGUAAAAGUUCCACCUUUUAUCCAGCCUUUCGAGUUCCCGAGGUUCUCCAUCGGCCAGCGAGUCUUCAUUCCCUGUGUCGUGGUCUCCGGGGAUUUACCCAUCACCAUCACCUGGCAGAAGGACGGCAGGCCGAUUCCAGCUAGUCUCGGAGUGACGAUUGACAACAUUGACUUCACCAGCUCCUUAAGGAUUUCUAAUCUUUCGCUGAUGCACAAUGGGAAUUAUACCUGUAUAGCUAGAAAUGAUGCUGCAGCUGUGGAGCACCAAAGCCAAUUAAUUGUGAGAGUGCCCCCACGAUUUGUGGUUCAGCCGAGUGACCAGGAUGGCAUAUACGGGAAAGCUGUGAUUCUCAACUGCUCUGCAGAGGGUUACCCUGUUCCUACUAUUGUCUGGAAGUACUCCAAAGGUGCCGGCGUUCCUCAGUUCCAGCCGAUUGCAUUGAAUGGUCGUAUCCAGCUUCUCACAAAUGGCUCCUUGCUGAUUAAACAUGUGUUGGAAGAAGACAGUGGAUACUACCUCUGCAAGGUCAGCAAUGAUGUGGGAGCAGACGUCAGCAAGUCCAUGUACCUCACUGUUAAAAUUCCGGCUAUGAUAACUUCCUAUCCCAACACCACCUUGGCAACCCAGGGACAAAAGAAGGAGAUGAGCUGCACAGCCCAUGGCGAGAAGCCCAUCAUAGUCCGCUGGGAAAAAGAGGACCGCAUCAUUAACCCCGAAAUGUCCCGUUAUCUUGUUUCCACCAAGGAAGUGGGAGACGAAGUGAUCUCUACUCUACAGAUUUUGCCAACUGUGCGUGAAGACUCUGGCUUCUUUUCCUGCCACGCCAUCAAUUCCUACGGGGAGGAUCGUGGAAUAAUUCAGCUCACUGUGCAAGAACCUCCCGACCCUCCUGAAAUAGAAAUCCGAGAGGUGAGAGCACGCAGUAUUGCCCUCAGAUGGACCAUGGGAUUUGAUGGAAAUAGCCCAAUCACAGGCUACGAUAUUGAAUGCAAGAACAAGUCGGACUCUUGGGAUUCUGUUCAGAGAACCAAAGAUGUUUCCCCUCAGCUAAACCAAGCCACUAUCAUUGACCUUCACCCUUCCUCAACUUACAACAUUCGCAUGUAUGCCAAGAAUCGCAUUGGCAAGAGCGAGGCCAGCAAUGAGCUCACCAUCACUACUGACGAAGCAGCUCCUGAUGGCCCACCUCAGGAUGUUCAACUUGAACCUAUAUCCUCACAAAGCAUUAGGGUCACCUGGAAGGCUCCAAAGAAGCACUUGCAAAAUGGAAUUAUUCGUGGAUACCAGAUAGGUUAUCGGGAGUACAGUGCAGGGGGCAAUUUCCAGUUCAACAUCAUCAGUAUUGAUACCACUGGGGACAGUGAAGUUUAUACCCUGAAUAACCUGAAAAAAUUCACCCAGUAUGGCAUGGUAGUCCAGGCUUGUAACCGGGCUGGAAUAGGACCUUCUUCUCAGGAAAUCAUCACCACUACCCUAGAGGAUGUGCCCAGUUGCCCUCCAGGGAAUGUGCAAGCCACUGCCACAUCACCAGAAACUAUCUCUAUUUCCUGGUCCACAUUGGCAAAAGAAACCCUGAACGGGAUUCUGCAGGGAUUCAGGGUUAUCUACUGGGCUAAUCUCUUGGAUGGAGAGCUGGGAGAGAUAAAAAACGUCACGACUACACAGCCAUCACUAGAGCUUGAUGGCCUGGAAAAAUAUACCAACUACAGCAUUCAGGUGUUGGCUUUCACUCGAGCUGGGGAUGGAGUGAGAAGUGAACAAAUUUUUACCCGCACUAAAGAAGAUGUUCCAGGUCCUCCCGCUGGAGUUAAAGCAGCUGCGGCUUCAGCCUCCACUGUCUUUGUGUCCUGGCUCCCUCCUCUUAAAUUAAAUGGCAUCAUUCGGAAAUACACUGUGUUCUGUUCGCACCCGUACCCCACAGUAAUCAGCGAAUUCGAAGCCUCUCCUGACUCAUUUUCCUACAGAAUCCCUAACCUAAGUCGGAAUCGACAGUACAGCGUCUGGGUGGUGGCAGUGACUGCUGCAGGAAGAGGCAACAGCAGCGAAAUUAUCACUGUGGAACCGCUAGCUAAAGCUCCUGCCAGAAUUUUGACAUUCAGCGGCACAGUCACAACUCCUUGGAUGAAGGACAUUGUCCUCCCUUGCAAAGCCGUUGGAGAUCCAGCUCCGACAGUCAAAUGGAUGAAGGAUAGUAACGGGACACCCAGUCUAGUGAUGAUUGAUGGGCGAAGAAGCAUCUUUAGCAAUGGCAGCUUUGUCAUCCGAACUGUGAAAGCAGAAGACUCUGGAUACUACAGCUGUGUGGCCAGUAAUAACUGGGGAUCAGAUGAAAUAAUUUUGAAUUUGCAGGUACAAGUUCCACCAGACCAGCCUAGACUUACUGUAUCCAAAACUACAUCUUCCUCUAUCAGUUCUAUCCGAGGCUAUAUUUUGCAGUACUCUGAAGAUAACAGUGAGCAGUGGGGUAGUUUCCCUAUUAGCCCUAGUGAGCGGUCCUACCGUUUAGAAACGUUGAAGUGUGGCACUUGGUACAAGUUUACAUUAACUGCUCAGAAUGGAGUGGGGCCAGGACGCAUCAGUGAGAUCAUUGAGGCCAAAACCCUUGGAAAAGAGCCACAGUUUUCUAAAGAACAAGAGCUCUUUGCUAGUAUCAAUAUCACAAGAGUGAGACUCAACCUUAUAGGCUGGAAUGACGGUGGCUGUCCCAUCACCUCUUUCACUCUGGAGUACCGGCCAUUUGGGACAACAGUCUGGACAACUGCCCAGCGGACAUCCCUUUCAAAGUCCUACAUAUUGUAUGACCUCCAGGAAGCAACCUGGUAUGAACUGCAAAUGAGAGUAUGCAACAGUGCUGGCUGUGCAGAAAAGCAAGCUAAAUUUGCAACACUCAAUUAUGAUGGCA
Tinamus guttatus (white-throated tinamou) is the source of this 4170-nucleotide messenger RNA. The record is from RefSeq and is a predicted model, not a curated record. NCBI's taxonomy places the organism in Eukaryota, Metazoa, Chordata, Aves, Tinamiformes, Tinamidae.